CCGGAGUCGAGCGGGUGCUGCUAGCGGAGGCGCCAUAUUGGAGGGGACAAAACUCCGGCGACAGCGAGUGACACAAAUAAACCCCUGGACCCCCUUGUUCCCUCAGCUCUAAGGGCCGCGAUGUUGUACCUAGAAGACUAUCUGGAAAUGAUUGAGCAGCUUCCUAUGGAUCUGCGGGACCGCUUCACGGAAAUGCGCGAGAUGGACCUGCAGGUGCAGAAUGCAAUGGAUCAACUAGAACAAAGAGUCAGUGAAUUCUUUAUGAAUGCAAAGAAAAAUAAACCUGAGUGGAGGGAAGAGCAAAUGGCAUCCAUCAAAAAAGACUACUAUAAAGCUUUGGAAGAUGCAGAUGAGAAGGUUCAGUUGGCAAACCAGAUAUAUGACUUGGUAGAUCGACACUUGAGAAAGCUGGAUCAGGAACUGGCUAAGUUUAAAAUGGAGCUGGAAGCUGAUAAUGCUGGAAUUACAGAAAUAUUAGAGAGGCGAUCUUUGGAAUUAGACACUCCUUCACAGCCAGUGAACAAUCACCAUGCUCAUUCACAUACUCCAGUGGAAAAAAGGAAAUAUAAUCCAACUUCUCACCAUACGACAACAGAUCAUAUUCCUGAAAAGAAAUUUAAAUCUGAAGCUCUUCUAUCCACCCUUACGUCAGAUGCCUCUAAGGAAAAUACACUAGGUUGUCGAAAUAAUAAUUCCACAGCCUCUUCUAACAAUGCCUACAAUGUGAAUUCCUCCCAACCUCUGGGAUCCUAUAACAUUGGCUCGUUAUCUUCAGGAACUGGUGCAGGGGCAAUUACCAUGGCAGCUGCUCAAGCAGUUCAGGCUACAGCUCAGAUGAAGGAGGGACGAAGAACAUCAAGUUUAAAAGCCAGUUAUGAAGCAUUUAAGAAUAAUGACUUUCAGUUGGGAAAAGAAUUUUCAAUGGCCAGGGAAACAGUUGGCUAUUCAUCAUCUUCGGCACUUAUGACAACAUUAACACAGAAUGCCAGUUCAUCAGCAGCCGACUCACGGAGUGGUCGAAAGAGCAAAAACAACAACAAGUCUUCAAGCCAGCAGUCAUCAUCUUCCUCCUCCUCUUCUUCCUUAUCAUCGUGUUCUUCAUCAUCAACUGUUGUACAAGAAAUCUCUCAACAAACAACUGUAGUGCCAGAAUCUGAUUCAAAUAGUCAGGUUGAUUGGACUUACGACCCAAAUGAACCUCGAUACUGCAUUUGUAAUCAGGUAUCUUAUGGUGAGAUGGUGGGAUGUGAUAACCAAGAUUGCCCUAUAGAAUGGUUCCAUUAUGGCUGCGUUGGAUUGACAGAGGCACCAAAAGGCAAAUGGUACUGUCCACAGUGCACUGCUGCAAUGAAGAGAAGAGGCAGCAGACACAAAUAAAGGUGGUCCUUUUGUUUGAUGAAGAAAUAAACUUCAGCUGAAGAUUUUAUAUAGGACUUUAAAAAGAAGAGAAGAGAAAGAAGAAACAAUGCAUUUCCAGGCAACCACUUAAAGGAUUUACAUAGACAAUCCUAUAAGAUCUUGAACUUGAAUUUUAUGGGUUGUAUUUUAAUAAUGUAAGUAAAUUAUUUAUGCACUCCUGGUGUGCUAUGAAUAUUAUUCCAGUUAGCCUUGGAUUAUUUCAGUGGCCAACAUAUGCAGACAUUUGUACUCCUCAACCAUUUUCUCAAAGUAAUGGGCAUUCUAUGAUUUAGACUUCAAGGAAUUCCAAUGAUGAAGAUUUUAAGGAAAGUAUUUUAUAUUCAACAGGUAUAUUCUGCUGCAUGUACUGUACUCCAGAGCUGUUAUGUAACACUGUAUAUAAAUGGUUGCAAAAAAAAAAAAAAGUCAGUGCUUCUAAAAAGAAUUUAAGAUAAUGGUUUUUAAAAUGCCUUUAUAAUAAGCUUUGUUUCUUUGUGAAACUAAUUCAGCAGGCUGAAGGAAAUGGUUCAUGUGAUAAUGUGGGCUGGUAUCCUCUAGAGUACCUGGGUACAUAAACAGAAACUCCUGUAGGUAAAAAGUAAUUUGUGCCAUUAGUCUUUCUAUGUUUCUGCAUCCAGAUAGAGUGCAGUUCAUGAGGGAGGGGGCGGGGGACUGAAGGGGAAAGGGCGUUAAAGUGAUACAUUUUUAUACCAAAUGUGUUUAUUUUUUUGUGCAAGUAAUCCUUAAAAUUGCAAUUGUAUUAGGUGUUAAAAUAAAGUUUUUAAAAAAUUACUUGUAUUUAUACUUUACAUACUUAAUAAUGAAAAUUUCUGAAUUCCAAUUAACUUUCAACUUUCAUAAUCUAAAAAGAAUCAGAGACCCAGGACACAGAAUACUGUGUAAUCUGUGAUGUCUUUAAUGAUGUUUAGAGUUUGUGAUAUAAGAAUACAGGAAAGACAUUUUUAAUGUAAAUUUGAAAUGCCAAUGUAUUUUUUUAAGAACAUCAUCUGGCUUUUCCUUCAGUCUAAAAGACAUGAAAGAAGUGUAAGUAUAGCAGUUAAAACGAAAAUAAUGGUUAUGGGUGUUUUGACUGGAGGCAAUGUAGCCAAAUAGAGUAAAGAGACCCCCCUGGUCGGGAGCUCCAAAUUGAGCUAUUUUUGAUUCUACCACUUACUGAUAUGACAGUUAAUUCAAAUUUUGUAUCACUCUGGGCCUUACUACACCAGGGUGAUGCUGACUGCAGAAUAGAUCUUAUUCUAAGGUGCUAUUUAAAUUAUAAAUUUGCAUAGUGGAGGUUUUAUUUAAAGUAUAAUAUUGAGUCUGGUCGAUAGAAAAAUCCUUAACUUUUAAGAUACUUAAUAUAUCAUAUAUAUUUUAUAUUGAAACUUACUGGGUCCAUCAGAUUUCUGCUUUAAUUAAACCACUUAUGAGCUUCUUAGAACUUAUUCAGAUAACAGUGUAAAAUCUAUGCAGUGCUACCCAAAGGGUGUGAGGUAGAUAGGGGAUUUCAAAGAUCUCUUCCACCUUUGAGAUCCCAUGAUUCUGAGCUGCCACAGUCUGAUUAUACAACUCUACCAGCUCCCUAAACAAGUUAGGUUCAUUUGUGAGUACUCAUCAUUUCAUAAUAUCAUGAUUAUCACGAUUUCAUGAUACUCAAUAUUUUGAGAUUUUAUAACCCUUUAAGAAGUGAUAAAUAAUGUAGUAUUCAAUUCGUUUAUCAAAGUAUAUUGCCUGGAAAUGCUCACAUGUAUCAUUUACAUCCUCUAUAUAUUAUGACUAUUCCAAACUCAUUCAUUUUAUAGAAAUGGUCAAAGGAAAAAGCCUUAUGUACAGCCUUAUUUGAAGAGAAAGUUCUUUGUCUGAGUCAGGAACAUCCUGUUAUCCAGCUGCUACAUCCCCUUUCAGUGUGAAUUCCACUCCUUACCAAAUCACUUAGAAAACACUUUGACAAGUUUUAAACUCAAACACUGAAUAUUUUAUGAAGCAUGUGUAAAGAAAGAAACCAAAAUUUGGUGCAGGUAUUUAGUAAUGGGUAGAACCUGUUAAUAUCUGAGUCAUAUAUAAUGGGGCCAAACAUGGAACUACCUCAUCAACCCCCCAAAAAUGUGGCCAACUAUUAAUAUUCUUUGUGACAUUUACACCAAGGGGCAUAGUAAGUAUUUUUGGUAUUAUAAAAUACACAUUCAAAAUCUCUGUUGUACAAAACUCAUGUAACAGUUGGGACAAAAUAUCCAAAUGUGGGUUCACAGUUCACAGGUGGUGAAAAUUGAGGCCUUACUGCUAUGGAGUGUAUAUCAAAAUGUUCAUGGUGACACAUUUGAAGCAAUAAAUGGCUUAAUUAAAUGCCAAAA
Messenger RNA from Homo sapiens (human), 3749 nucleotides. It is a transcript of the gene ING3, whose product is annotated as inhibitor of growth family member 3. The transcript has 12 exons. The coding region runs from base 121 to 1377 and encodes 418 amino acids. NCBI's taxonomy places the organism in Eukaryota, Metazoa, Chordata, Mammalia, Primates, Hominidae. The record is from RefSeq and is marked reviewed. Gene Ontology annotation, cellular component: nucleus; NuA4 histone acetyltransferase complex. Gene Ontology annotation, molecular function: histone H3K4me3 reader activity. Gene Ontology annotation, biological process: chromatin remodeling.